Messenger RNA from Neltuma alba, 2470 nucleotides. RefSeq lists its product as uncharacterized. NCBI's taxonomy places the organism in Eukaryota, Viridiplantae, Streptophyta, Magnoliopsida, Fabales, Fabaceae. The transcript is spliced from 2 exons. The record is from RefSeq and is a predicted model, not a curated record. The coding region runs from base 1793 to 2362 and encodes 189 amino acids. Gene Ontology annotation, molecular function: nucleic acid binding; RNA-DNA hybrid ribonuclease activity.
UUAUCAUAAGGAUCAAAGUGAUGUUGUUUUAGGAGGUUAAAAUGCAUUCAAUAUCCUAAAUUUUCGCUUAUAAUGAUGUAACAAAAAUGCUGGAAUCUCACUUUAAUUUAACCGCCGCAAGCGUCCGUUAGAAAUUGACAUUAACCAUUUCAAUUUUUUGGCUAGCUAUGCUCUCUCUCUCUUUCUCUCUCUCUCUAUAUAUAUAUCUCAUUCUUCCAACGCCGUCGACGCCGUACAUUCGGACCAUCCGACCGCCGCCAGCUUGCACUGCACAAGACCGGAUCAUCAGUCACAUAGGCACGAGGAUUACUUGAAGAUGGCUCAAGGAUUCUUGGGAUCGGGGGCUCGAAAGCUGAUUCUCACUCAUUAAACCAGCUCAGUCAGGAAGCGGCGGCGGCGGCUAUGAGGAUUACUUGAAGUUGGCUCGAGGCUUGCUGAGAAAGUGAUGGAUUUGUUUCCGUGAACUCGGUGUGCAGUUUGGGAGCGGGGAAAGAACUUGAUGAAACUACUAAUGGGGGGACGAGGGUGAGAAAGAUGAGAUGCAGGGGAUAAAAGAUAGCAUGGUUAGCCAGAAAACAAUUACUUCUAACCGAUGUUUGUGGCUGUUAAAUUAAGGGUGAGAUUGCACCAUUUUAUUAAAGUAAAGGUGAUCUACUUUAACUUAUAUUCUAAUUAGAGGCUAAUGGUGAUUUUAUUAGCUUCUUCUCCUAUUCAAUAUCCAUCGAAAAUUUAGGGUAGUUGUUGAUUUUACUUCCUUUAUAGCAUCUCUAAAUUAUUGGGUCGGGUACCCAAUGCAAAACAGCAGCAGCCACUGGAGCGUGGUCAGACCUCCGAACCAACGCUGCUCCUCAUACAUUGUAUUUAAGAAAAAGGCUAUUGUUAUUAAAAAGUGUGCGCAUUUAAUUAGUUGGCAAAGUGGGAAAGACGGUCGUGAUUGGUGACGUUUUACAUAUCACAAGCAGGGAUUCUAAUUCUGAGAGGCAUAGGAAGUGUUGGAGGUGGAUUGGGAUAAUGUGGUUGUCAAACUCAAACUGGAUAAGGGAGACUUCAAUGGGGGAACUGAUCACUUGGGGCGCACUCAUCCGCAGGAAGGGAAGAAGUAAAGUUAGAAUGACGAAAAGUGGCCGUCAACGAGGAUAAGGCGCACCUUGUUUCAAGUGUGGAAAUUGUUAAAGUGCAAAAUAAUGUGGAUAACGCAAUAGCUAUGCAUAUGCCAAGUGGCAUCGGUCUCCAUCUCAUAUUGACGCACGCUUUGUUGGAUAUAUUUAUGAAGAAGGCGUGUUUUAAAGACUUAGAUUGGGCGGGACGGUUAUGUGGUUGAUGAUGAAGAUAAAGACCAUUAUGCAGGUCAAAAUCCCACUGAUAAAUAGCAGUGACAGGAUGGUGUGGUUGAAGAGCGGAAGUGGAGAAUACAUGGUAAAGCUUGGUUAUAAAGUUGCCCUGAAUAAACUGAAGAAUAGUGGCACUAAUAAGCCAAGUGAAUCUUAAAAACCCUCUAAUUAAAUAUCUAUGGAGUGGGAUCUGGAAUAUCAAACUACCUCCUAAGGUGCUACAUUUCAUGUGGAGGGCGGUGAAUAGUGCUUUAGCAACUAAAGAAGCACUGUACAAAAAGAAGUGUUCGGCGAAUCCUCUCUGUGAAAUUUGCAAAACACAUGUAGAAACUGUUGAGUAUGUGUUGUUUCUGUGUCUAUGGGCUAAACUGUGCUGGUUCGGCUCACCCCUAUCCCUGAAAUUUGAAGGAAAGGGAAAUUCUUGCUUUGACAAAUGGCUCGAGGACUGAUUUGGUAGCAAGAUGGGAAAGGAUAAACAGAAUUUAGCAGUAUUUGCUGGAAUUUGUUGGUGGAUAUGGAGAUUCAGAUGCAAGGCAGUGUUUGAAGGAGAAGAUGUUGAUGCCUUGGAUUGUUUAGCAAAAGCAAUGAGAUUGGUUAGAGAUUUUUUUGAUGCUGCUGAAAGGGAGGGAAGGAAGGAUGUGUGUAGAAAGAGCUGUGAUAGAAACCAGAAGUGGUUGAAACCAGCUUCUAAUAUGAUUACGGUUAAUGACGAAUGCCUAGCUCUUUUGUCUUCAUUAGAAGUUGCUGAAGCUAGAAGCUGGGAAAAUGUAGUCUUUGAAAUGGACUGUCAGGAGCUUUAUGGUCUAUUGCAGAGGAAGGAUGGGAAAAGGGAAGAAUGGUGCUGUUCUGAAGUGGUGCAAAAGUGUAUGGAUGGCUUAACAUUAAUGGAUUCGUGGAAGUUAUCUUUGGUUGAUAGAAAGGGAAACAAGGCUGCAGACUUUAUUGCAGCUGAGGCUUUAAGGGGGCACGGCUUUGUGAUUGUCGUUUUGAUUAAUGAUGUGAGGUUUUGUGAUCUGAAUGGUGGGAACUGAAUUGGUAUAGGCUAAGAGGUCUUUUGUUUUUUUUGGUUUUUCUGUUUGAGUUUGUUUGUUUUUAGUUUUUUGUUUUGUUUAGUAAGGUUUGUGUGUUAGGUUGUACUC